CCACUGGACUCAACUGCUAGUAACACCGGUAGGUUAGCUGUGGUCGGUCUGUCAGCCAAAGAUCCAGAGCGUAAAUGCUUUGAUUUCACACUGCGACCACACCAGGACGGAUAACGGAGACGCCUCUAUGUGAUAUCCCCUAACUUUAACUAACAACAAUUGCAAGGAGACCAGUGGACAAAGCAUAAUCAGACUACAUACUGCCACUUGGACAGCAACACACUACGGUAACAAACAACAAAAGACAAGGACGACCACUGAGUGACCAGCUAACAGACAGAUUGGCACUUUGACCAGCCGGGGCUUGAGAUAAAUGGCUGACAAGCAGAUCAGUUUGCCUGCCAAAUUGAUCAAUGGGGGGGUCGCCGGCCUAAUUGGAGUGACCUGUGUGUUUCCUAUUGACCUGGCCAAGACUCGCUUGCAAAACCAGCAAAAUGGAUCUCGCCUUUACACCAGCAUGUCAGAUUGCCUUAUUAAGACCAUCCGGUCAGAGGGGUAUUUUGGGAUGUACCGAGGAGCAGCGGUGAACUUAACACUAGUCACGCCAGAGAAAGCCAUCAAAUUGGCUGCCAACGACUUCUUCAGGCAUCACCUCUCCAAGGAUGGAAAACUCACUCUGUUCAAAGAGAUGCUGGCUGGGUGCGGGGCAGGUACAUGCCAGGUUAUUGUCACAACUCCUAUGGAGAUGUUGAAAAUCCAGCUCCAAGAUGCUGGACGAAUCGCUGCUCAGAGGAAGCUGAUGCCAGAGACAGUGGCAGCAGGUACUGUGGAGACCAAGUCCCCAACAGCCAUGCAGCUCACAAGAGAUUUACUGAGGGAAAAGGGGAUCGCUGGGCUGUAUAAAGGCCUUGGUGCCACAUUGCUCAGGGAUGUUCCCUUCUCCAUCAUCUAUUUCCCCCUUUUUGCCAAUCUGAAUAACCUGGGCAAAAAAGGAGGAGAAGGCCCUGCUCCGUUCUAUGUGUCGUUUAUAUCAGGCUGUGUUGCGGGGAGCACAGCGGCUGUCGCCGUCAACCCUGUUGAUGUGAUAAAGACUCGACUGCAGUCCCUGAACAGAGGGAGCACAGAAGACACAUACAGUGGAGUGACUGACUGUAUCAGGAAAAUCAUGCGUAAUGAGGGUCCAGCAGCCUUCCUGAAGGGAGCCUACUGUCGAGCCUUGGUCAUUGCACCUCUGUUUGGCAUCGCCCAGGUAGUCUACUUCCUGGGUGUGGGUGAAUUUAUCCUCAGCUUCUUGCCUAAAAAAGACAACUAAGAAGCGCCUCCUUUCUGCCUUUCCCUCCCAUAAUGCAUUACACCAACCUGCGUGAGGAUUCAUCUCUUUCUGAAAGAAGUUUUGGAUGGGUCAAAGCAUGACCAAUCAGUUCGUUUUGUUUUCAAAUUUGUUGUGUUGAAUGUUGAAACAGUUUAGAAGAGAGCCUUUGUUUGCCAAGCUGCCUACGGUGGCGCACAAAAUUCCAGUAGGCAGGCUCAGCUAGCUCUCUGGAAAAUGAAGCCACAAAUAUCAUUUGAAGUUUUAAAGGAAUAUUUCUUUAUAAUUACAACAUAUUAAUGCAUUUUGGAAUAUGAUUGUUGAAUUUUCAAAGUAGAUGUACUGCCCUUGGUUGCUGCAGUUCUGCAAGCCCUACAGUACUUUUAUUUCAAAUAGCAUUAGCCUCUAAAUGAGAAGACCAUAGUGAUUUAUUGAAAAUUAUAACCCCAACUAGCUAAACUAAAUGCACAUACCUUACUUAGAUUUGAGACCGUUAGCUCUGGUACAACAUUUACUAAAAUGCAAUUUAAGAUAUUGCCCAUAUAUGUCUUUAAAAAAAGAUAUCUUUUUAAUAUAUGCCUCUGUUUCAGACAAAAAGCCAGGGAAUGUGUUGUGUGAUAACAGCACACCCCCUGUGAUCUUUCCUUGGAAGCCACAUCCCUUUCUGUAAGUGGUUGUAAUGACCUCAGCCAUUCAGCUCCAAGCAGACUUUGAUUGCCUUUGCUAUUUAAGUAGAUCAGGUUCCAUCUGAUUUUUAGUGCUACCACAAUGGUUUGACUGUUUUGCCUCUGUGAAAGAGAUCUCUGUAUCCUGGUCACACACUAGGGUGAAGAGACAAUGUACUACAUUUGGGCAUUAUGCACUACCAAGCUACAUGUACACGUUGUUUAACCUCGGCACAGAAUCACAAAAUAACAGCUUCUGUACUUUUUCUGAGGGUUGAAACUGCCAAGCAUGUUGUACUUGAGGUCACAUCUCAAUCAGUAAUGUCAAACCAGGGAUUUAACCGUUAAGGGAUGUUGGAAAACACCUGCUGGGACUUCACUGAUUGGACUGUGUCCAGAAGUAGCAGCUUCAAAAUUUCAGUCCACAGAGAACAGCACGGGAGCUUUCCUCUGUGUAAUUCAUUGUGAAUUCAGAUGAAAGCAUUAGCUGUGAGCACUAAAUGAGCUGAAAGUAACCUUAAUAGAUCAGAUAUUCACUAAUUUUGCUGAUACAUGGUCAAAUAUCACCUGCUGAGGCCUCAUGUGCACAGUCAUCCAUUGUGGAGCCAUAGGCUGAAGUCGUCAUGUCCCCUUAGAUCCAGACAUAAUUAUUACUGUUUACAGAUGAGCUGACACUCAAUUUAAAUUCUUUUCUCCGAACUUGAAUUCAGUGGCAGGACCCAAAGACCUAAUGAAAAAAAAAAGCUUUCUUUAUCAGAGAAUCAAACCGGUGUGUUUUCAGUGUUUUAUGGUUUUUACCAAACAUCUCUGCUUGUUUGCUUUAGAGGUUUUGUUUGCUUUAAGCUGCUGGGGAAAGCAGCCCCGUCUGUGUCUUGUUUAUGCAUCACACCACUGAAUCCCUGCCAUUGGUUUAUCUCGCCGGAGAUCAAGGUGACUUUGGUGUGUAUUAUCCAAUCACAUUCCUUCCUCGCUCCCACUGUUCAAGCAGCUCGUCAAUUGUACUGUUGCACUGUAGAUAGGCAAUGCAACUUUUCAGUGUAUUAUCAUUUGUGGGAGUGAGAUCUAUUUAUCAAUAUUCCUUUCUAUAGGUGAUAUAGCACUAUAUAUUUGUAUGUGUUGUUUUCUGUGUCAAAGUGUCCACCUUAACUAUAUUGUACAUAUGCAGAUGAUAUGAACUUUAUGUUUUAGGAUUUAUUGUUGGUUUUGUACAUGAUGGCUUAUUUGCACACCUACCUCUCCAGCUCCCCCCUCAAUCCAUAUUGUGGUGAUUUUAUGUUAUGAGGUGGACAUAUCAAAUGAAGGAACAUGUUUUAAUGCAACAAGCAUCAUUUGAACUUAUGCAGCAUAUUGAUGAAGGUUUUUUUUUUACUGUAUGCAAAGGGGAACUCUAGUGUACAUCUAGGAUGGUGUUUUGGAGGUGCCCUUUCUCCUGAGCUAUUGGUUAAGUCUGUGGGUCAGCUUAUUGUCCUGUUUGCUACUGUUUUAUUAACAAGGACCAAAUGAAGGAUCGUAUAAUGACGAUAGAAAUGUAGUUAGUUUUAAGUGAAUGACCUGUGGCACUACUUGAACAGUUCUGGAAAUGAAAUUAACUCUGGACAAGGCCAGUGGGGACCUGCUGACAUCAGACUGUAAAUUCAACAUCUGUCUUUUGAAUGGUGCUUCUUUCAAUGACAUAGCUGCAAUAUGACAGUGGCGGCACUAACGACCAAGGCUGUAUCGACUGAAUUACAUGCUAGUGAAUCUCAGCAUUAUCAAUGUCUUAACUGAAAGCCAUAGGUCAGCGAGGGACAGGGAAACUGCUAGACAUCGCUUGGCACCUCCAGCCAUGUUGACAAAUGACAAGCAGAGCCACAAGAAAAUGGCAAAAAGACCUGCCUACUUGUGUGAGCUGAAUAAUUGUUGUAGUUUUUUUUUUUUGACAUUCCAGUUGCCAGUUCAUCUCAAAUAUGCUGUUAUUGUGAUCAUAAUGCCUAUUUUUGUGUUGUUGAGAUUAUUGUUAUGAUUUCUGAACCUCCCCCAACCCUCCUUGAUUUUUUUUUGUGAUCUGUUUUCGGUUGGAUCUUGAAAAUGUCGUGCAAGUCAUUUUGUUUUACUCAGCUGUGAAUUUUCUCUGACCUUGUGCAUUUGGUUUCGUAUGUGUGUGUGUGUGUGUGUGUGUGUCUGACUGUGUAGUGAUGUAGUUGGUGUGUAGUUCUUAGUGUGACACUGCGGUAUUUUUUCCUCUUUGAUUGUCAGACCCAUGCUCUCUCCCCUCUUUCCCUCUCUCUGUCACACUCCUCUGCCGUUCACUCUGUCCAGCAUCCACAGCCGGGGCAGAGGUUAAUGCAGAGGAGUUCUGAACACCAAAUGUAUGACUAAGAGUGUAUACAAUCAAAGAAAGCACAAAGGAUUAUUAGGCACAAGAGACUGCAUGGCCCCACUUUAAAUACUCAGACAAAGUCCUUGGAAAACUAUGUCUGCUUUUGCAGACAUGGAUCAAAGUCUGAUUUAUUUCAGUGGAGAUUUUGAUUGAGAUUAACUUUUUAGUCUUGGAAGAAAGUUUAUCUAUGUCUGUAAAACUUGAUCCACAGGGCUGAGACAACAGAGACAUUAUAAGAGACCCAUGUGACGGUGUCCACUAUGUUACCCAUCAGCAGUUAGUGACAAAAUGUAUAUCGCCUACAUAUUCUCAAUGAAUCAGAUAUAAGAAUGUAACUUAGAUAUUAUGAGAUGUAUUAUAAAUAUAGUGAAGAGUUUAUUACAUUUUAAUCUAAAGAUUUGUGCUUUACACAUUCACUGAAAAAUUCAUGAACCAGCUCACGGAUAUGCAAUAAGUAGAAACCACACACACGGGAAGACACUAGAAAAAAAAUAAAUAGAAAAAAACCCCACACACACUGAACACAAUCUGUCAAUCACACAACAUCACACAAUGUAUGAAUAAUGCAACCGGGACCUUGGAGGCCUUCUGGGGUCUGAACUCUCUUCAUGGCCUCUGUUCUCUUCCUCCAAGAGGAACUGUGCAUUAUAGCACUUUAAAAACAAGGACCCCCACCCAACCUGUCCAUCUACAAAGUGUCUCUCUGUGACAUGGAGGGUGUUUGUGAAUAUGUGUGGUGAAUGACACAGUAGUCCUAAACAUUGUUUACAAUGCAAUGUAAAAAAUAAAUAAAAUAUUGUAUUCCCUGUCACAAUUUGCUGUUCAAUAAACUGACUGUCCUGAAA
Messenger RNA from Toxotes jaculatrix (banded archerfish), 5118 nucleotides. It is a transcript of the gene slc25a22a, whose product is annotated as solute carrier family 25 member 22a. The transcript has 11 exons. Lineage: Eukaryota; Metazoa; Chordata; Actinopteri; Toxotidae. The coding region runs from base 314 to 1252 and encodes 312 amino acids. The record is from RefSeq and is a predicted model, not a curated record. Gene Ontology annotation, molecular function: L-glutamate transmembrane transporter activity; L-aspartate transmembrane transporter activity. Gene Ontology annotation, biological process: L-glutamate transmembrane transport; malate-aspartate shuttle; aspartate transmembrane transport.